Messenger RNA from Acanthosepion pharaonis, 1248 nucleotides. The record is from the annotation of a GenBank genome assembly. Lineage: Eukaryota; Metazoa; Mollusca; Cephalopoda; Sepiida; Sepiidae.
AUGUUAAUGCCAUACUAUAUCUAUCUAUCUAUCUAUCUAUCUAUCUAUCUUUCUGCGUUUAUUAUCUGUCUAUCUAUCUGUCUAUCUAUGUGGUUAGCAAUCGGCCAUAAAGAAAUCACAUCAGUAUCAAUAUCUAACAUUUUAUCACAGUGUAUUCAUAGAACCAUCUAUCUAUCUAUCUAUCUAUCUAUCUAUCUAUCUAUCUAUCUUUUACAGAUCAUUUCUGUCUUAGUCCGUCCAUAUCUAUCUAUAACAGAUUAUGUCUGCCUUAGUCUGCUCAUUUCUAUCUAUCUAUCUAUCUAUCUAUCUAUCUAUCUAUCUAUCUAUCUAUCCCAAUUUGUUUUCUAUAUGCCUAUGCAAAGCUGUUCAUAUCUAUCUAUCUAUCUAUCUAUCUAUCUAUCUAUCUAUCUAUCUAUCUUUUACAGAUCAUUUCUGUCUUAUCUGCUCAUUUCUAUCUAUCUAUCUAUCUAUCUAUCUAUCUAUCUAUCUAUCUAUCUAUCUAUCUAUCCCAAUUUGUUUUCUAUAUGCCUAUGCAAAGCUGUUCAUAUUCAUCUAUCUAUCUAUCUAUCUAUCUAUCUAUCUAUCUAUCUAUCUAUUUUUACAGAUCAUUUCUGUCUUAUCUGCUCAUUUCUAUCUAUCUAUCUAUCUAUCUAUCUAUCUAUCUAUCUAUCUAUCUAUCUAUCCCAAUUUGUUUUCUAUAUGCCUAUGCAAAGCUGUUCAUAUCUAUCUAUCUAUCUAUCUAUCUAUCUAUCUAUCUAUCUAUCUAUCUAUCUUUUACAGAUCAUUUCUGUCUUAGUCCGUCCAUAUCUAUCUAUAACAGAUUAUGUCUGCCUUAGUCUGCUCAUUUCUAUCUAUCUAUCUAUCUAUCUAUCUAUCUAUCUAUCUAUCUAUCUAUCUAUCUUUCUUUUGUCUCAAUGUAAUCAGAUCAAUAUCUAUCUAUCUAUCUAUCUAUCUAUCUAUCUAUCUAUCUAUCUAUCUAUCUAUCUAAAUUAUUAUUUAAUUCUGCCAUUGCCAUACUAUUUUUUUAUUUAUUUCCCUGUGUCCCUAGCAUUCUGUCACAAUGAAAUCAUAUCAAUAUCAAAGUAUAUGAAUCUAUAUAAAUGUGUCCAUCUAUCUAUCUAUCUAUCUAUCUAUCUAUCAUUCUGUCACAAUGAAAUCAUAUCAAUAUCAAAGUAUAUGAAUCUAUAUAAAUGUGUCCAUCUAUCUAUCUAUCUAUCUAUCUAUCUAUCUAUCUAUCUAUCUAUGUAA